GAGAUGGCACUUUUACUGCUCCUGAUUGGCUCGCCAGAGCCACCCAGUGUUUGAAGGGCAUGCAGUUUUGUCGGCUAAUACAUAACGAGGACGUAUGCGACUUUAGGUUGUUUCUCUUCCCCCACUCUUUCUGUCUCAGGUCUGGAUGCUGCAGGCUGUGUCCAGGCUGAGUAGAGCAGCGGUGCUUGUGAGGCGAGUGGCCGCCCAGGUCCAGGUCACCACUGUAACCAUGGCCCAGAAUCACCAGAGCUGCGGUACCUCCUGUCAACGGAAUGGGGGUGCUGUCACAGCAGCCAUCCUCAUCAUCGGGGACGAGAUACUCAAGGAACGGUGGGUUAACUGCCUUGUUCAGGGGCAGAACGACAGAUUUUCACCUUGUCAGCUCGGGGAAUCCAAUCUUGCAACCUGCCUCUCGUUGCACUCCACAAGGAGACUGACUGCCUGUGAAGCGAAUGCAGUAGAAUCCAAGGGUCACACGGUGGACACUAACAGCGCCUUCCUGUUGCGAGCUCUGAGGAAGCUGGGAGUGUGUGUCCAGCGUGUCACAGUAAUCCCAGACCAGCAGGAGGUCAUCUCUAAGGAGGUGGCCCUCCUGGCCCCACAGUACACACACCUGCUCACCUCUGGGGGAAUAGGCCCCACCCACGACGACGUCACCUUCGAGGGUGUUGCCAUGGCGUUCGAGGAGGAACUGCAUGCCCACCCGGAGCUGGCCCGUUUGGUGGAGGAGUUCUUUGGGGUGGUGGAUAGGGAGAAUGCAGCCAUGAAGCUAGCCAUGGUCCCCCGCUCGGCCAAGCUCAACUACGGCACUGACCCUCAGACUGGACAGCCACUACGCUACCCACUGGUGAGUGUGCAUAACGUCUACAUCUUCCCUGGGAUCCCGUCUCUGUUGGAGAGAGCCUUCAACGGUCUGGAGCACCUGUUCGCUGGCUCAGGGACCACCUUCCACACACGAGAGGUGUUUGUGGAUGCAGACGAGGCGUUGAUCGCCCCGGUGCUGACCCGCCUGCAGGCGGGCUGGGGGAAGAGGGUGGCUCUGGGCUCCUACCCUGACUGGCUCAGUAACUACCACCGGGUCAGGCUGGUGUUGGAUUCAGACAGCUCUGAGGAGGUGGAGAAGGCCCGGGCUCAGCUGCUGGAGGAGAUGCCCAAAGGCAGUGUGGUUCCCCUGGUCACGGACCCUGUGUCCAUUGCUACUGAGGAGGUCUACACACUGGCCAACAGCGGCACACCACUGGGUGAUAAAGUGGCAAACGCUCUGAAGACCAUAGAGACUGCUCUGGAUCAGUAUUCGGCAGGGGAGAUCUGUGUGGGCUUCAAUGGAGGCAAAGACUGCACUGCUCUUCUACAUCUAUAUUACGCUGCACUGAAACGGCGGUAUCCGGAGGGUAAGGACAAGGUAAAGGCUCUGUACAUUCGCAUCGUCUCUCCCUUCCCAGAGAUGGAGAGAUUCCUCCAGGACACAAUAAAGAGAUAUGACCUGGAGAUUUUCUCAGUGGAGGGCAGUAUUCGGCAGGCAUUGAGUGAGGUACAGGAGAGGAGGCCGGAGCUGAGAGCUGUGUGUAUGGGCACCAGGAGGAGUGACCCCUACUCACACACACUCACACCCAUGUGUCUCACUGACCCUGGAUGGCCGGACUACAUGAGGGUCAACCCCCUGCUGGACUGGACGUAUCAUGAUAUCUGGUCAUUCCUGAGGACUCUAUAUGUGCCCUACUGUAUUCUAUAUGAUAAAGGGUACACCUCAUUGGGCAGCAUGGACAACACCUGCCGAAACCCCGCCCUCCAAGUGGUGGAUGGGAGGGGCGUGAGCCGCUAUAGACCUGCCCACCACUUGGAGAAUGAGGAAAUGGAGCGCGACUCACGUGAAUGAUGUCACUUCCUUGUUUGUAACGUCAUGUCCUGAUCUUUUUUCCGCCCUUCCUGUUUGGGGCUCCUGGUAAGAGAUGCUUGUAGGGACAGACCUAGGAUCAGCAUAUCCUCCUCAAAUCCCAACCUUAACCAUUAGACAAAACUGAACAUACAGGCAACUUCUGAAGAGAGGAGGGGAGGAAGGACGUGGAGAGUGAAAGAAAGAGGGAACAGAUGGAGGAAAGUGGAACAGACAAAGAACCAGAGACUGAUCGCAGAAUCAGGGAAUUUUGAAGGAAAAGUGUGUGUUUCUGAAUGGAAAACAUGUGCCUGAGUGUAUGUCUGAGUGGCUUAGAAUCUAAAGAUAUGGAUUUAUAUGGUUUGUAAUAAAAUAUCAAUCUGUCACAAGUUUA
This is a messenger RNA of Oncorhynchus nerka (sockeye salmon), 2267 nucleotides long. RefSeq names its product FAD synthase-like. Gene Ontology annotation, molecular function: FMN adenylyltransferase activity. The record is from RefSeq and is a predicted model, not a curated record. NCBI's taxonomy places the organism in Eukaryota, Metazoa, Chordata, Actinopteri, Salmoniformes, Salmonidae. Gene Ontology annotation, biological process: FAD biosynthetic process. The coding region runs from base 146 to 1876 and encodes 576 amino acids. The transcript is spliced from 11 exons.